AUGAGACGAUGUUCAGAUAAUUGGGUCAACGCUACACAGAUCUUGAAAGCUGCUAAAUUCCCCAAAGCCCAUAGAACUAGAAUCUUAGAAAGAGAAGUUCAAAAAGGUACUCAUGAAAAAAUUCAAGGUGGUUAUGGUCGUUUCCAAGGUACAUGGAUCCCAUUAGAAGUUGCGCGUCCUUUAGCUCAUAAAUAUAAUAUUACUGAUGAUAUGGCUCCAAUUUUAUCCUAUGUUCCAGAUCCAAAUACUCCAUUACCAAGAAGAACUAAAGUUAAACCAACACCAACUGCAUCUGCUCAACCAAGUACUAAUGGAAGUGAUCUUGAAAGUCCCUUAAAGAAACCUAAAAGAACUUAUAACACCAAGAAGAAGAAAGCUGAAGCAGCAGCUGCUGAAAAGGCUAGAUUAGAACUACAACAACAAAGAUCUUUCAAUGAAGCUCAAAAUUUAGCACCUUCUCAAGAAGAUAUAUUUUGGCAACAACCAAAACAAAACUUACCACAUUUACAAAAUGGUGACUUAUCUCAUCAAUCUAAUAAUUAUUUACCUCAACAAUUUCCACAAGUACCUCAACAAGCAACAUUUGGACAAUUUCAACCAGCACCACAACUUCAUCAUCAACAAAGCUUUCAACAAUUACAACAACAACAACAGCAACAACAACAACAACAGCAGCAACAACAACAACAAGCAUAUAGAUUUCAACAACAACCACAACAAUCUCAACAACAUCAAAUUAUUUCACAACCUCAAUUUUAUCAACCACAAGAAUAUCAACAACAUAGACCCACAGGAUCAGCUGGUGAAAAUUGGUCUCAAGAUGAUGGUUCUUUAUCAACUCAAAUGGAUGAAGUUAUGAGAGACUCUGAUACUUCAAUAUCAUCAGGUCAUUCUUCACCUCAAAAUUCAGAUAUUAAAAAUGCAAAAGUUAUAUAUACAGAAAAUUUAAUUCAAUUUUUCAGUAAUGAAACUGAUGAAGUUCCACAAGUUUUACAUCAUCCACCAAAUGAUUUUGAUUUUAAUGAACAAAUUGAUGAAGAAGGUCAUACUCCAUUACAUUGGGCAAGUGCAAUGGCAAAUGUUCCAUUAAUUGAAUUAUUAUUAAAAUUUGGUUCAGAUCCAUUGAAUCCAAAUUCAACUGGAUUAAAUUGUAUUUCAAGGGCAAUUUUUUUCAAUAAUUCAUUUCAAAAAAAUAAUUUCCAUAAAUUAGUUGAUCUUAUGAAAAAUUGUCUUUAUACUCCAGAUAAAAGUGGUAGAACUCCAAUGCAUUAUAUUUGUGAAUCUAUAAAGACAAAAUAUGAUACUUCAAAAUAUUAUUUAGAAAUAAUAUUAAAUAAAUUAUCUCAAGGUAAUGAAAAUUUAUUAAGAAUUGUGGUUAAUCAUAAAGAUUUUAAAGGUAAUUCUGCUUUAGAUUUAGCAAAAUUUUCAAAUAAUCCUGAAUUAGUUGAAUUAUUAACUCGUUAUGGUGCUGUUACUUCACCAACACAGGAAGAAGCACUUGAAGAUAUUCAAGAAAAUGGUAAUGAUACCGUGAGUUUUAUUAAAGAAGAUUCAAGUUUUAUUAAAGAUGAAGAUGAAACUUUAGAUGCUCCAAUCCCACCAAUUCCAAGUUUACCAUUACAAGAAGUUGGUCCAAUUUUCACUUCAAUGUUAAGUUCAUUAGCUGAUGCUUAUGAUAAUGAAUUGAAGGCAAAAGAAGAAGAAAAUGAACAUACGAAAACUAUAUUACAGGAUUUGGAAGCUGAUAUAAAAAGUACAGAAGCUAAGAAUCAAGUUGUUUUAGCUCAAAUAGAUAAUGGAUCUUCAUUAGAUGAAUUGUUAAGCAACAUUGAAAAUUUAGAACAAGUUUGUGAACAAAAGACAAAUCAUUUAAAUAAAUUAAUAGAGAGAAGUCAAGCUUUAAGUCUGGCUAAAUUGGUUCAUAAGGAAGAAUCAUCUAUAAGUUUGAUGAAUAAUAAUUCUAAUGAAUUUGAUUUAGCAUUACAUUUAACUAAAUUACAAUUUAAUAGAAGAGGUGUUGUGGAAAAAAUAUUGAAUGAAUUAACAAAACAAAGUAUAAAUAGUAAGAUGAAUAAUUAUAGAAGAUUGAUUUCAAUUUCUUGUGAUUUAAAAUUUGAAAAUAUUGAUGAAUUAAUUGAUGAGAUUGAAAAUGAUUUAACUUCAACAGCUCAAAAAGCUGAAUAA
Hansenula ciferrii is the source of this 2184-nucleotide messenger RNA. RefSeq names its product SBF complex DNA-binding subunit SWI4 (gene SWI4). The coding region runs from base 1 to 2184 and encodes 727 amino acids. The record is from RefSeq and is a predicted model, not a curated record. NCBI's taxonomy places the organism in Eukaryota, Fungi, Ascomycota, Saccharomycetes, Phaffomycetales, Wickerhamomycetaceae. Gene Ontology annotation, molecular function: DNA binding; transcription regulator activity; protein binding. The transcript has a single exon. Gene Ontology annotation, cellular component: SBF transcription complex; MBF transcription complex.